Aspergillus calidoustus is the source of this 687-nucleotide messenger RNA. NCBI's taxonomy places the organism in Eukaryota, Fungi, Ascomycota, Eurotiomycetes, Eurotiales, Aspergillaceae. The record is from the annotation of a GenBank genome assembly.
AUGCCCGGCGCCACUGUAGGAGAAGUGUCGGCUAUGAUCAAUGCCGCGAUUAUACUCUUCCAGGUUACCUUCCCCUUGGCAAUAGUUCUUGUCAUAGUUGGACUGUUGAGAGAUAGAGAAAGUGCUGCAACUUGGACGGCUGUUGCGCGUUCGAUUCAGAGUUCCUUUUGGCCACAUUUCUACAGUCAGAUCAUACUCUUGCCAAAGAUUUGCCCUGGGGUUGACGGUGGGUAUCAGGCAUGGCGGGAUGAUUCCGGCAUCUGGACCAAUUUCAAGUGGUACCGCCGGAACGACAGUCCCAGCAUAUUCGACAUGCGAUUUCGAUUCUAUCAACGCGAAAUGACUGGUCUAGGGUAUAUCAACUAUUCCAACUAUAUGCCGUACCAGAACAACUCUGCAUACACAGUCGGGAAGGUCGCUACAUUGCAAUCAUUGAUUCUGAAUAACGAAAUUGGGCUCGUGGAGGGCUUGGUGCUGGACACGAUCAACGGCGGCGUUGGGUUUCGGAACCACACUGUGGUGCCUGCCGACGUAGGGCUGGGCCUCGAGUGGCAGGAGGAUAUUCUGUGGAUCGAACUGGUUACAGAAUGUGUGGACUCCAACCUCACCAUCGAAUUCAACCAUAUCCUGUACGAACUCCCUGUUGGGAGUCGGGAGCAGUAUCUCCUAGUCGAUCACAGAGGGUGA